This is a messenger RNA of Bipolaris sorokiniana ND90Pr, 642 nucleotides long. RefSeq lists its product as uncharacterized. NCBI's taxonomy places the organism in Eukaryota, Fungi, Ascomycota, Dothideomycetes, Pleosporales, Pleosporaceae. Bases 171 to 614 code for a protein of 147 amino acids. The record is from RefSeq and is a predicted model, not a curated record. The transcript has 2 exons.
ACUAGAGGACGAAAAGGAGGUGCAGGUCAAGCGACUCGAGGAAGAAAAGGAAGCAAACCUCAAGCAAUUUAAAUCAGAAAAAGAGACCCUCCAGUCGAGCGUCGACGAACUCAAGAAAGAGAACCAAGAUCUCAAGACCAAGGCCCAAGACCAAACAUGGAAGGUCAAAGAUGCAGAGGAGAAGCUGCGCAAGGCCGAGUCGGGUGCGAAGUCCACAAAGGAGAAGGAAAUCAAGGAGCUGCAAGAGAAGCUACGCAAAGCCCAAGAGAAUGAGAAAGAGAAGACGACCGAGUUGGAAGAUCUUAUCAUGGUACUUAGUGAUCUCGAAGAGAAGAGGAGUAAAGACAAGGAACGUCUCAAAGCUCUUGGGCAAGAAGUAUCUGACGACGAAGAGGAUGAUGACGACGAUGAUGAUGACGAAGAAGACGAAGAUAGUGACGAGGAUGAAGAAUAGGAAGAGAAGAAAAAAUAGGACAUUGUCGUCCGCACGUAGCCGUAGCUCUGUGACUACUCAUAGCCUUGACAGCAGCUCAGAAAUACUUAUAUAUGUCAUCGGCAAGAACACUGACUUGAACAAUUCAUACAUCAACGUCACAUGUCAUUUUGAAUACUGACACACUAACUCGGACUGCAGGCCUAUCG